AUGGCGCGUCUUCCACCGCCCACACUCAAAACGAAUAAGAAAGAUAAGAAACCGCCUAAAGAUAACUCCAAAAAUGUUAUGCGGAAUCUUCACAUCAGAAAAUUGUGUCUGAACAUCUGUGUAGGAGAAUCUGGUGACAGAUUAACACGUGCUGCUAAGGUGUUGGAACAGCUUACUGGCCAACAGCCUGUCUUUUCUAAGGCAAGGUACACUGUAAGGUCUUUUGGUAUCCGUCGUAAUGAGAAGAUUGCUGUACAUUGCACAGUUCGUGGAGCCAAGGCUGAAGAGAUCCUUGAAAGGGGUUUGAAAGUUAGAGAAUAUGAAUUAAGGCGUGACAAUUUCUCAGCUACUGGUAACUUUGGCUUUGGUAUUCAAGAACACAUUGACUUGGGUAUCAAAUAUGAUCCUUCUAUUGGUAUCUAUGGUCUUGACUUCUAUGUCGUCUUAGGAAGGCCAGGUUUCAAUGUAGCGCAUAGAAGACGCAAGACUGGUAAGGUUGGAUUUCCUCAUCGUCUAACAAAGGAGGAUGCUAUGAAGUGGUUCCAACAGAAAUACGAUGGUAUCAUUCUUAACAGCAAAAAG
This is a messenger RNA of Iphiclides podalirius (scarce swallowtail), 582 nucleotides long. Lineage: Eukaryota; Metazoa; Arthropoda; Insecta; Lepidoptera; Papilionidae. The record is from the annotation of a GenBank genome assembly.